Xenopus tropicalis (tropical clawed frog) is the source of this 6478-nucleotide messenger RNA. RefSeq names its product fer-1-like family member 6 (gene fer1l6). The coding region runs from base 53 to 5713 and encodes 1886 amino acids. The transcript is spliced from 41 exons. Lineage: Eukaryota; Metazoa; Chordata; Amphibia; Anura; Pipidae. Gene Ontology annotation, cellular component: perinuclear region of cytoplasm; membrane; recycling endosome. The record is from RefSeq and is a predicted model, not a curated record.
UGAGAACUUGCAGCAAUCAGAUGUGCCUUUAUAGCUAGCAUUCCUUUGGACCAUGGAUCCUAUGGAGAGCCCCCACAGCCAAAAGAAGGGGCUUUUUUCCGGGCUGCACCUGAAGAAAAAGAAGAAAGGUGACAAGGGGCUGAUCAUAGCAAACAAGGGCGCCCAGGGAAAACAUGAUGAUGCAGAAAGUCUCCAUGGUGAUGUCACAGGAAACGAAGGAGGAGCCAGUGAUGAUGGAACCCUCAUUGAUUUGUCUGCCUCAAGCUCCUCCCUUUCUUUAUGUAUGCAGAGUAAAAGAGCCAAGCUCGUGCCCAAGAUUCACGAAGGAGAGACCAAAAUCCAAACGUACCAGAUUGCCAUAACAAUCACUGAGGCCCGGCAACUGAUUGGGGAAAACAUUGAUCCUGUUGUGAUCAUUGAGAUCGGCGAUGACAAAAAGCAAACAACGGUCAAAGAAGGAACCAACGCACCUUUCUACAAUGAGUACUUUGUGUUUGACUUUAUUGGACCACAGGAGCAGCUCUUUGAUAAAAUCAUCAGACUGUCUGUGAUGCACAACAAGCUUCUAGGAAGCAUUUUAAUUGGAUCUUUCAGAGUGGAUUUGGGAACAGUUUAUAAUGAGCCAGGCCACCAGUUCUGUGACAAGUGGGCUUUGCUGACAGACCCCAGUGAUAUCCGGACCGGAGUAAAAGGGUACCUAAAGUGUGACAUCAGCGUGGCGGGAAAGGGCGACACCGUGCAGUCCUCUCAGAAAAUCAGUGAUGCGGAAGAACAGAUAGAAAAGAACUUGUUGAUUCCUAAAGGGUUUCCAUCAGAAAGACCAUGGGCCAGGUUCUACGUUCGCAUCUACAGAGCAGAAGGCCUCCCCAAGAUGAACUCCAGCAUCAUGGCCAAUGUCACCAAAGCUUUUAUUGGAGAUAGCAAAGACCUUGUGGAUCCUUAUGUGGUGGUCAUGUUUGCAGGUCAAAUGGGCCGAACCACUGCCCAGAAGAACUGUGCAGACCCGCUGUGGCACGAGCAGAUUGUAUUCAAGGAAAUGUUUCCUCCUCUGUGUCGAAGGGUGAAAAUCCAGGUCUGGGAUGAGGGGAGCAUGAACGAUGUGGCUCUGGCUACUCAUUUUAUAGACCUCAAAAAGAUUUCUGAUGAGCAAGAUGGCGACAAAGGGUUUCUCCCUACGUUUGGGCCUGCUUGGAUCAACCUUUAUGGUUCCCCCCGUAACACCACUUUGAUGGAAGACCACCAAGAACUUAAUGAAGGUCACGGGGAAGGGGUCUCAUUCAGAGGACGCAUCUUAAUAGAAAUUGCUGUUGAGAUUCUUUCCGGAGGGGCACAUGAAUCAAAAUUUUCUAAGGCUAUCAAGGAUAUGAAGCUUCCUCUUAAAGACUCCAAGUCUUCCAAAGGGUCAGGGAAAGAGAAAGGAGAGAAGGGAUCAGAAGAUGCUAAACCAACUUCAGCAGUCGAUAAAACAAACUCUAUCCAAGUGGAAGUUGAACCCUUUGAUGUGCCGCCAGAGUUUCAGGAAGAAAAGUCUGAAGAUUUUCUCCUGUUUGGAUCAAUUUUUGAAGCAACAUUGAUUGACAGGAAGAUUGGCGAUAAGGGUAUAAGCUUUGAGUGUUCUGUAGGUAAUUAUGGAAAUGUUCUGGAUGGGGUGUCACAUUCUGGAACAAAAAAAAAAUCCCCGGAACACGAGGACGGAGAAGGGGCCCCAUUGCUUCAGCCAGAGGAAGGAGAAGCAGCACCAGAAGUCUCUUUAUCAUUUAUAUCAGUUACAACACCAGAGAAACCAUUGAUCACAGAUGGAAACAGGAACUAUCAUUACUUGCCAUUUUAUGAGAGAAAGCCUUGUAUCUACGUGAAGAGCACCUGGGGAGACCAAACCUUCCGGCUGUAUUCUUCCAACAUGCUGCAGAAAAUGGCCGACCACUUGGAGGAUGGCUUGGAGCAAGUGAAAGAGCUGGUCAAGAUCUCUGAUCUAGCACCCGAGGAGAAAAUGCGUGACGUUCUAACAGAAUUCAUUAACCAGAGCAGGGCAUUCAUCUCCACAGCGGAAAAGAGAAGCAAAAUGACAAAUACCACAGCUCUGGAUAAGAAAAGAGUAACCCUGUGUAGGCAGGAGCUGGAGGCGAUGUCAGCGAACGCAAAGGCAAUUGUACAGCAGAAAAAGAAGAUGUCAUUAAGCGACAUGACGCGAGAAAUGCAGAGCUUAAUAGAUAACAUUAAGUUUCUGGUGGAUGAGCCCCAGCAUACAGUACCUGAUGUAUUUAUCUGGCUGCUGAGCAACAACAAACGAGUUGCUUAUGCCCGUAUCCCAGCAAGAGAUAUUCUCUACUCCACCGUGGCUGAAGAGAGAGGCCAUCACUGCGGGAAGAUUAAAACCCUUUUCUUCAAACUCCCUGGAAAGCGCCCCCCUGGCUGGAACGUACAGGCUAAAGUAGAUGUGUACUUGUGGCUGGGCUCCAGCAAAUAUUCCCAUUUCAUAUUUGAGAACCUACCCGGUGGAUAUGAAGUAGAGACACACUCAGCUUCUUCGGGGCAUCAUGGCUCUCCCCCUCCCGGAAACCUGGUCUACAAAUCCCAACACAUGUUCCAGCUACGAGCCCACAUGUACCAGGCAAGAGGACUGAUUGCUGCUGACACUUCUGGGCUUUCGGAUCCAUUUGCGAAGGUGACGUUUCUCUCCCACUGCCAAACAACAAAGAUUAUUUCACAGACACUUUCUCCCACAUGGAACCAGAUGCUGCUGUUUAACAACCUUGUCAUCUAUGGGGAACUGAAAGACAUAGCUGAAGACCCUCCGAAUAUAGUCAUUGAGGUGUAUGAUGAUGAUGCGCUUAGUAAAUCAGAGUACAUUGGUUCUACUGUGGCCUCCCCAACUGUGAUCUUGGCCAACCAGACCUACUCUCCAGCCAAACUUACUUAUCAUCCUUUGUUCUGUGGAAAUCUCUCUGGAGGGGAACUGCUUGCUGCCUUUGAGUUGCUACAGGUUCCUGAGUCAGGUGUGCAGAGCCUCCCACCAAUCGAGACUCCUGAUGCUGCUCAGAUCUAUCCAGUCCCAUCAAAUAUCCGCCCUGUGCUGAGUAAAUACAGAGUGGAGGUUCUCUUCUGGGGUGUGCGGGAGCUGAAGAAAGUGCAGCUUCUCUCGGUGGAUCGGCCUCAGGUGCUGAUAGAAUGUGCUGGGAAGGGAGUGAAGUCUUGCGUUAUACAGAGUUACAAAAGCAACCCCAACUUCAAUGUGAUUGGAGAUUGGUUCGAAGUGGAACUGCCCGAAAAUGAAGUCUUGCAUCCCCCUCUGAGCAUCUGCGUUGUUGACUGGAGAGCAUUUGGACGCAGCACUCUUGUCGGGACGCACACGAUCAAUUGCCUGAAGCAGUUCUUGUACAAACCCCACCGGGAGCAGACAAGUGCAAUAGUCGGGCUGGUAGCGCAGAGUCCGCCUGCUGAAAGCGCCGGACCCCAGUAUGAUUCUCCUGAUCCGGGGGAACAAGAUCAUAUCUAUGUUGACAUUGAUCCAUCUCUAAGGAAGGACAUGCCACAAAGCCGCCCUCAUUCUCCUGCGCCAUCGCCUACGGCAACUUUAGCGCCAUCUCCUACUCCGGCUACUGGCCCAGCAUCUGAUCCUGCUGCCUCUAAAGGCAAAGCCACAAAAGCAGAGAAAUCCCCUCUAAAGCAGGAUACCACCCAACAGGCUUUGGUCAGAGGGUCAUUGAGACGAUCAACCAAAAAGAAGAAAAGAACAAUAGCAGACGAAUCAGCAGAAAAUGUCAUCGAUUGGUGGUCAAAAUACUACGCAUCUGUGGAGAAGCUGCAGAAGGCCAAGGCUGCCGCCGCCGCCGCGGAGACGACGGAUUCGUCUGGCAGGACCCCGGGGCAAGUCAGUUUAACAAUUGAAGAACCAGAAAAAAAGAAGAAAGAUGGGAAAAAAGGAAUGGAAUUGGUCAAAAAGAAACCCAAAGAAGAAGGUCCCAAGCUUGCUACCCUGCAGAUCUAUAGCAAUGAACUGGAAAAUGAGUUUAAGAAUUUUGAAGACUGGGUCAGAACCUUUGAACUUCUGCGAGGGAAAUCUACAGAUGACGAGCACAGUGUCCACGAUGAUAGGAUCAUUGGCAAAUUCAAGGGAUCGUUCUCCAUAUACAAAAAUGUAGAUGACACCAACUUGAAGGAUGGCGGGCAGCUAAGGAUUCUGCAGGGAAUUCCACCCAACCAUACUGUGAAAGUCCUGAUACGGGUCUAUAUUGUGGCAGGCUUUAACCUUAGCCCGGCCGAUCCGGAUGGGAAGUCUGACCCCUACAUUGUGUUAAGACUUGGGAAGACUGAGAUCAAAGAUCGAGAUAAUUACAUCCCUAAGCAGCUAAACCCGGUGUUUGGGAGAUCAUUUGAAAUGCAAGCAACAUUCCCGAAGGACUCCAUAUUGUCCAUUGUGAUAUACGACCAUGAUAUGAUUGGGACGGACGACCUCAUUGGCGAAACAAAAAUAGAUCUGGAGAAUCGAUUCUUCAGCCGACACCGCGCCACCUGUGGCUUGCAGAGUCAAUAUGAAAUAGAGGGAUACAAUGCCUGGCGAGACUCCACCAAACCAACAGAGAUUCUGGCUAAACUUUGCAAAGACAACAAGCUGGACGGGCCCUACUUACGUCCUGGGCAGAUACAAAUUGGAGGCAAAAUAUUUACCGGUCAAACCAUAUUUAACCAAGACGAUGAGCAAGUGGAAUCGUAUGAGCAUCUUGCCCUGAAAGCUCUUCAUUCUUGGUCCGACAUUCCUGAUAUUGGGUGCAAUCUAGUCCCAGAACACAUUGAAACCCGACCCUUGUACCACAAGGACAAACCUGGAAUAGAGCAGGGGAGGAUUCAGAUGUGGGUGGACAUGUUCCCUACAGAUCUGCCGCUUCCAGGCCCUCCUGUUGAUAUUUCCCCAAGGAAGCCAAAAGGAUAUGAACUGAGAAUCAUAAUCUGGAACACAGAAGAUGUGAUAUUAGAAGAUGAGAAUAUAUUCACAGGGCAAAAAUCUAGUGAUAUCUAUGUUAAAGGGUGGCUGAAGGGAAUCGAAGACGACAGCCAGGAGACAGAUGUCCAUUACAACUCCUUAACCGGCGAAGGCAAUUUCAACUGGCGUUUUGUAUUUCCGUUCAGCUACCUCCCUGCAGAAAAACUAAUGGUGGUCAGUAAGAGAGAGAAUAUAUUUUCUUUAGAGAAGACGGAAAGGAAAAUCCCCACAGUGCUGCUGCUCCAAGUCUGGGAUUUUGACAGACUUUCUUCUGAUGACUUCCUAGGUUCUAUGGAGCUGAACCUAAACGCGUUCCAUCGGGGAGCCAAAACUGCCAAGGGCUGUGACCUGAGCAUGGCCGCCACCCCAAAGGAUGAAAACAAGAUCUCCAUCUUCCAGCAGAAGCGAAUCCGAGGCUGGUGGCCCUUUGUGAAAUCCGGAGAGCUCACUGGCAAAGUGGAGGCAGAGUUUCAUUUGGUGACAACUGAAGAAGCAGAAAAGAAUCCCGUUGGCCGUGCACGGAAAGAGCCUGAACCACUGGAAAAACCAAACCGGCCGAAUACCUCCUUUAACUGGUUUGUGAAUCCGUUUAAGUGCCUGUAUCACCUGAUCUGGAGGAAUUACAAGAAGUACAUCAUUAUCGGGCUGGUUUUGCUCAUCAUUACUCUCUUCCUGGUUCUUUUCUUCUACACCCUACCGGGCGCCAUCAGCAACAGGAUCCUGUCCGGCUAAAGCUUCAGGUUGUUCGUCCGGCUAAAGCUUCAGGUUGUUCGUCCGGCUAAAGCUUCAGGUUGUUCGUCCGGCUAAAGCUUCAGGUUGUUCGUCCGGCUAAAGCUUCAGGUUGUUCGUCCGGCUAAAGCUUCAGGUUGUUCGUCUGGCUAAAGCUUCAGGCCAUUCAUAGGGAAUCCCUCCACUGCCUCUAGGAUGAAUUUUGAAGGAACAGAACAGCAGGGAAUUCCCAAUAUUCCCUAUAUGCACUUAGCAGCUCUGUCUCCCAUUCACAUACUCUGUUGUAUUCAUAAGUAUAUUAUCCUCAAUCAGCGAGGAAAUCAGAGAAACUGCUCUUUAGCUCCCCACUGCCAGUGAUUGGAUGCUGCUUCCAUUUUAUUGAUUGGCCAAUCAUUACAGAUAAUGGCUCUUCUAAAUCGUUCCCCUAUUACUUUGUUACAGAGAGCCGCUUACCAAUGAGGCUCCAAUGUAUUCACGGACAGCAAGCGCGCACCUCCAGCUACUGGAACCUGCACCUCAUGUCAUAGAGUGUAAAGGAUUUGUAAUGUACUUUAUAAGGCAGAUUUAUUUGAUGGUUGAUUUGCCAAAUGAGUGGAUUUUUGCCCCUACUGGCUGCCCAAGUGAAAUACAGGUAUGGCGACCCUUAUCCAGAAACCGUCCAACUACAGGAAGGCCAUUUCCCAUAGAGUCCAAUUUAAACAAAUAAUUCUAAUUAUGUAAAAUGUAUUUCCGUUUUCUCUGUAAUAAUAAAACAGUACCUGUACUUGA